AUGCAGGUCGGCGUCAACUCGAUCACGAUGCCCUCGACAGAUUCACCACCUUCAAACAACGAGGGCCAAAGUCAGCCAGAGAACGAGCAACCGAACGGUCCAAAGCGCCAGAAGUCCCGGCACAGAGCUUCAGUGGCGUGCGCGACUUGUAGAGAGCGACGUAUUAGAUGCGUGGUUCCCCAAGGCGAUUCAGAAUGCGUUCAGUGCAGACGAGCUGGGACUGAGUGCAUUAUCAAGAACGACGAUGAGCGGAGGCGGCCCAUAUCGCGAGCUUACAUGAGCACUCUGACGGAUCGAGUUGCUUUGCUGGAAGGGAUGCUCAAGGACCAUGGUUCUGAGCCGCCUCCUGUGGUUUAUCCUCCGAAGACUACAAGAGGCACUUUAACUGGCGAUGGCGAAAGCUCUCCGAGCCGCCAGUCAUACCACCCGCGGCAGAGCUCGACUAAUCGUGAACCUGCCAUACCGGAGAACACGAGUCCCAGUAGCCUACAUGUGAUGGAAGAUGCUGGGGAGGGAUCACACGGUGGCUCUAAUGCCAGCGUGGACGGACAGCGAGACCGGGGCGAGCAGGAUGCCACUCAGGGAACGCCCAUCGACGACAAGAAGGUCGGCAUUCUCAGUAGACUCCUCUCAACACGCGGACAUCUCUCCUUCGACCAGAUAUCUGGCAGAUUGCGCUACUACGGUCCGACUGUCAACAGUCACAUCUACUCCGAGCUGGAAGUCGACGAUACGAAGAGCAAUCGUGAUAACCUGGAGCAAGCGAGGCGAGCAGAGAAGGUCAUCCGGACACUACCGAUGGAGACGCACGAGUACCUCAUGUCCUUGUUUUGGCAACAUUACAACGGCGUGCUGCACGUUGUUCACGAAGAGGCGUUCAACGAGGAUAGAGAGGCCGGUAGGACAGGCUAUUACAGUGGCUUCUUACACAUCUGUAUCCUUGCCAUGGGCUAUCGAUUUGCGGACAAGUCAAGAGCAGAUAUGCAGCGUAUCGCACUGCCGGAUCGAGAGAGCACUUUGCACCGAGAAGCGAAAUAUAUGCUAGAUUUGGAAUUGGAACGGCCAGGCGGCAUGCCUUCAGUCGCCGCUCUACUGAUACUGGGAGAUUCUGAAGUCGGGGUCGGUCGGGACAACGUGGGUUGGAUGUACGCCGGAAUGGCUAUGCGAUUGUGCUACGACAUUGGUCUACAUCUGGACAGUCGACAGAGCGGCAUGACACAACGAGAGAUUGAUAUUCGCAAGAUGACGAUGUGGGCUUGUGUGAUCUAUGACCGGUACUGGUCUCUGUUCCUGGGCAGGCCGACUACGAUGAAGAGUGCGGAUUUGGAGAUUUAUUCGCUCUCGGACCACUUCGAGCGACUUGGGACAUGCAUGCCGGCCACCUCAGAAAGGAGUCUUAACACCCGCAUCUACGAGGCGUUGAUCGACCUGAUGGAGAUUGCCGGCAAGAUUGUCGAGAACACGGAGCACAGGAAAAUGUACAAUGAGCAGACCCCUGAUCAAUCGGCAUACUUCAGGAUGGCUGCUCUCGAUCGAGAGAUCCAUAAUUGGGCUGCUCGACUGCCAGCAGAUCUCCGCUACACUGAAGAAAACCGUGCAACGGCGCCAUUCUCAUUCUAUCUAUUGCACCAGCAGUACCACGCAGUGCUGAUAUUGCUCCACCGACCCUUCGCCCGCUACGACGAUCCCAACAACCAGGAAUCCGAAGAGGUCAGCGCCCUAGACAGUCACUUCUCACGAGCAAGCCGCGGCAUAUGCACCAAAUCUGCUGUGGCCAUCGCUCGUAUUUUCUGGCACCACCGCCAACGCUUCGACGGCAAGCAAAUUUUCUGCAUUGGCAUGCAGCACGCCGGCGCCGCAGCAACCGCUCUCAUCGCAGCACUGGCCUAUAUCCCAGACGCCACAGACAGAACCAAUAACAUGUCUUAUCUUGAGGUCCUACACCACGCUCUCCAAGACAUGGCCCACGCUUACCAGCCCGCUGAACGUAUGGCCCAAGUUCUCAACGCCGUCAUGAUCGAGCUCCGUGGCGGGCCCAUCAGCCCAGGCAAACACAUAAGCUCAACCUCCUCUACCAUCCCAGCAAGACGGGGCAGCACUGUGAUGGACUUCGCCGAGCGUCCAACGAUGAAACGCCGCCAAACAGACACCACCCGUAAAUCCAAACCCAUGCCCCCUCCAACCUCCUCUCGCAACCACCGCACCAGCGACGCCAGCGCUGCUUCCCAGCCCCUACAACAUGGGAACGACUUCGUCAUGGUAACUCCCCGAACCGAAGGCUCCGGCUCCGGCUGGCCUGACGUUCACACCAUGGACACGUUCCAAGACCAAGCACUGUUACCCACCCCCGAUACAACGAACAUGAUCUCUCCCGGGCGACGGACAGACUGGCUGAACGGUGGGCUUGCGCCAGGAGAUUUCCCGACCAUGCCUUCGAUGGGGAUGAUGCCUGGACUGGACACGGAUACUUUUCCUGAAUUCUUGACGCUGCCUAAUGAUGAUGACUGGAGUCGGUGGCAUAAUGGGCCGGAUGUAACGCCGCAUGAUUUGGAUGGGAUGCAGUUUGGGAAGUUUACUUGA
This is a messenger RNA of Saxophila tyrrhenica, 2580 nucleotides long. RefSeq lists its product as uncharacterized. Gene Ontology annotation, biological process: DNA-templated transcription; regulation of DNA-templated transcription. Lineage: Eukaryota; Fungi; Ascomycota; Dothideomycetes; Mycosphaerellales; Extremaceae. The transcript has a single exon. The coding region runs from base 1 to 2580 and encodes 859 amino acids. The record is from RefSeq and is a predicted model, not a curated record. Gene Ontology annotation, molecular function: DNA-binding transcription factor activity, RNA polymerase II-specific; DNA binding; zinc ion binding.